CAAAAACUUAAAUGAUAUCAUAGGCUUUACGACUUGCAAAGUCAACGACAAAAGUCAAAAAGUCAAAACCAUAAACCAGUUCCGUGAAGAAGAAGGAAAAGAGAGAAUUUGUUGGCUAUGGUUUUUAGCAGCUCGGUGAUGGCGACGGUGGCGAAAUUUUCCACCGACAAGUGGCAGCGGAUGAGGAGGGUUCCGUCGUCGGAGUUGAUGAAUACGCAACAGCUUAUGGAGGUGGCUUGUUGCCUCCCUCUUAGUCAUCUCUUUAUCUGUCUUUGGGAGUUUCUGUGUUUCUCCGUAUCCGAUUAUGAUUCUGAUGAUGAUUAUGAUUAUGUUGAUGAUGAUGAUGAUGAUGAUGAUGUUGAUGAUGACGAUGUGGUUGCUUUUGAUCAUAAUAGUAACGGCGAUUUUGAUGAUCAUGGGUCUUCUUCCUUGGAUUUUGAUGACUAUUACCAUUACUCGGACUCCGACUAAUAAAUAGCUGACCUCUUCUUUUUUCUAGUUUCUAAUUCUUUUGGGAUUAUUGUUGUCUUUAGGUGUAUUGUCCUAAUUAUUAAUCUGGUAUUCUUGGAUACUGUAAAUUUACUCUUGGAUAUUCAAUAACAUAAUCAGA
Arabidopsis thaliana (thale cress) is the source of this 610-nucleotide messenger RNA. RefSeq lists its product as uncharacterized. The transcript has a single exon. Lineage: Eukaryota; Viridiplantae; Streptophyta; Magnoliopsida; Brassicales; Brassicaceae. The coding region runs from base 118 to 471 and encodes 117 amino acids. The record is from RefSeq and is marked reviewed.